This is a messenger RNA of Onthophagus taurus, 2992 nucleotides long. RefSeq names its product protein KATNIP homolog. The record is from RefSeq and is a predicted model, not a curated record. NCBI's taxonomy places the organism in Eukaryota, Metazoa, Arthropoda, Insecta, Coleoptera, Scarabaeidae.
UUUUAUAAUUUUCAUAAUAGUAAAAAAAAACCAGCUGUAUAAUACAUUUAAUAUUUGAAAAUCUGUCAAAAGUUUCAUAGUUACCAUGGCAACUCUCUUCUAUACCAACAUUAAAUGUCAAAAAAUUUAAAGUUAUCACGUAAAAAAUUGUUCUUAUUGUACUUAAGUGAUGCUCAGGGCUUUAAUUAAACCCCCAAUGAUACAAUUCCGGCCGAUAAGUUAAAAGGGAAUGAUGAAUAACCCCCAAGAUGAUGGUGGAGGAUAUAAUUCUUUGGACUUACCGCGCCAUGGAAAAAUACCAAAGUGGCUUCGAGAUAUUACAAGAAGUGUAACACAAUUGGAAAAUCAAGUUCCUAUCGAUAACGAAUAUAGUUUCGGUCCAGUUAAAAUUUUAGAACCAAAUUCAGUUCCGGAUUACUUACCCAACGAAUUACCGCUAAAAGGGACAUCUCAACCGGUAAAAUACGGUCGAAGAGCGUCGAUAAUAUCAGGAUUUCAAGCAACGUUAACCCCGAAAAACGUAAAAAUGUCAAACGAAAACUAUUUAAUACCAAGUUUGGAUCAUUUAAAUUACGCCUUCGAUUUUGACCAACAAAAUGCGUUAGAAAAAAGUUGGAAAAGCUUAAACGCGUUUCAAAAAUCGCAUAAAGGUCGUUUAGAUAGUGCCAGUAAUAUUAAAAGUUUACCAAACUUUUCACUCGCUCCAACCAUAUCUAAAAUUUCAACUACAUCAUCGGAAGAAUUUACUUCAGAUUAUGAAAUGUCAGAAAAACCAAGAAAUCGUGCUAAAAGCGAAUUAUCAAAUCAUCUUCCUUCUUACGUUUACAACAAUCAUUUUAAAAAGAACCAAAUUUAUAACCCCAAAUCGAAAUCGAGCGAAGAUUUUAAACAAAUCGAUUUUAAACACGGUGUUGUUAACGAUUAUCGAUUAAAAGUUGCUCAAGAAGAGGAAUUUCGAAGAAUAAUCAUUCAUGAGUUAUUAACGGAUAAUGAAAGGAUUAUUCAACAAACUCGGAGAUUGUCUGAGCCAAAACCGACUAGUUUAAAUUUAAACGAUUUUAAGACAAAUAAGGAAGUUAAAUCGGAUAUAAAACGAGUUAAAAAGGAAGAAUUUAUUAUUCCUACUUUGCCGAAAGGCAAAAUGUUAGUUUUUAAUAUUUUAAGUACUUGGGGUGAUAAAUAUUACGUCGGUUUGAAUGGGAUCGAUAUUUACGGUGAUGAUGGGAGAAUAAUUAAUGUUAAAAAAAUUUUAGCGAAUCCUUCCGAUGUUAACAUCCUUCCGGAAUACAACAACGACCCUCGGAUAGUAACUAAUUUAUUAGACGGUGUUAAUAAAACUCAAGAUGACGUUCAUUUAUGGUUAACACCAUUCAUUUAUGGACAUAAUCAUACGAUUUUAAUGGAAUUUGAAGAUGUUGCAACGGUUGCGAUGAUUAGAAUUUGGAAUUAUAAUAAAUCCCGAAUACAUUCGUUUCGAGGCGCAAAAGAUGUCGAAAUAAAAUUAGAUGAUACAUUAAUUUUUAUUGGGGAGAUCAGAAAAGCUUGCGGAGGUAUUUUAGGAGGUAUCGAAGCAUUUGGUGAUCUCAUUUUAUUUACAACCGACGAAAAAAUUUUGGAUAAAAUCGCUGAAAACGACGUGUUUUAUCCAACAUUAACAUCCAAUUCGUAUCAUCUUGAUAAGAUUAACCACUUAGAAAGACCAUCGACUUCUGCUUUUAAACAAGAACAAUCGUUAAUCGGUUUAAAAUCGUCUGAUCAAGAAAUUUUAUUUGGAGCUUCGGAAUUAAAAAUAAUCUUAAUAGAAAAUUGGGGCCAUAACAACUUAAUUGGUUUAACGGGAUUAGAAAUUGUACAAGGAGGUGAAAAUAUCCUAAAACUUAACCCCGAUUGUUUACAAUGCAACGUUAAAUCGACUAAUUUAAACGUUUUAAUCAAUGAAAAGAAUUUAACAACCGAUGAUAAUGAAAUGUGGUUGGCCGAUUUUAAUAAAAAUGCAACUUGUUUUGAGGAUUUUGUAACAAUAUCAAUUAAAUUUAACCAAUUUACGUAUUUAUCAAGUUUAAAAUUGUACAAUUAUAACCGCUCCUUGGAUAAAACAUGCAUCGGUGUUAGUAAAAUGAAGAUUUAUUUGGAUGGGAAAGCUUUAAACAACGAGAUUUGGGUUAGACGAGCCCCCGGAAACGUUUUUUAUGAUUUCAUGCAAGAAAUUAGUUUUAACGAAGUCGAAAAUAUCGAAAAUUUUCAACCGUGUGAUAUCCCAACAGGAUUUGUUAUCCAAUUUAACAUAUUUUCAACGUGGGGCGAUCAGUAUUAUUGUGGGUUAAAUGGUUUGGAAAUUUUUAAUGAGUUUGGGCAAAAAAUUCGUUUAGAGGAAUCAAAUAUUUGUGCUUACCCCGAGAGUAUAAACGUUCUUUCUGAUGUUGAUAAUGACACAAGAACUCCAGAUAAAUUGAUCGAUGGUAUAAAUACCGAUAAUAUAGGCGCUCAUUCUUGGUUAGCUCCAAUUUUACCGAAAUGUCUAAAUAGAGUUUACAUAGUUUUUGAUAAACCAAUGAAAAUAUCUCUCAUUAAACUUUGGAAUUACUCAAAAACACCGAAAAGAGGUGUCAAAGAAUUCGCAGUUCUCAUAGAUGAUUUAUUAGUUUAUAACGGAAUUUUAGAUGAAUACUCUGCGUUACAAACGAAAAAUUAUAGAUCGAUAGUCUUUACAAGUUGUGAGGAUGUUUUAAACACCGAAAAAUUAACACUUCUCAAGGAAAGCGGAUCCGGACAAACUUUACUACUUAAUCAAGAACUAAGAAACACUUCAGGAGGUUCUUUAUCAGAAGCUGACCCCGCAUUGCGCCCUUCUACCUCUGUGGCACCUUUAAAAAGGGCUAUAUCUAAAAGUCAAUAAUUGAGGUUAUGUCGUUUUUAUUAUUUAUUUUUUACACAAAGUUCACAGGCCAAAAAUUUGUACGAUUUACACUUAAAAUAUAAAUAAGAAAUGUUU